Molecule: messenger RNA, 1383 nt
Organism: Aureobasidium namibiae CBS 147.97
Lineage: Eukaryota; Fungi; Ascomycota; Dothideomycetes; Dothideales; Saccotheciaceae
Exons: 2
Coding region: 1-1383 (460 amino acids)
Biological process (GO): transmembrane transport; monoatomic cation transport
Cellular component (GO): membrane
Molecular function (GO): monoatomic cation transmembrane transporter activity
Source: RefSeq, a predicted model, not a curated record
AUGGUCGGCUCCAGAAACGUUGCCGGCUUUGGUGUCGAGAGAACCAAGAGCAAUGGCACUGGUCGUCCGGACCAGGCAGAUGUCGAAAGCGGCUUGAAUGGGAGGAACAAACCGAAUCUCUUCAGAUUCAAGGAUGCCGCUCGUACUGCCCUGCACGACAGAAGAAGGGAAGAGCUCAAGCAGAAAAUCUUGGGAGGUGUCGAGAGUGUAGACAUUGAACAGUACAGAAAGUCCAAAGACGAGCUCAAGGAAAUCAAGAACAAGAAAGUCAAGAAGUUCUACGAGGACCAGAACAACCGUCUGGACGACUGGGCCGAAGUCGAUGCUCUGGUCAAGGCAUUGGCCGAUGAUGUCCUCGACAGCAUGAACCCUGAUGCAGACGGCGACGGUCAACAGGAGCGCCAUGGAGGUCUGCAAGAUGCCGACGGCGCCAUCUGGGACUUCCUGCCCGACGAUGUCAAGGAGCACAGGCAAAAGGCAGAGAAGAAGGCUAAGUGGGCCAUCAACAUCAACGUUAUCGCCAACAUCCUGCUUCUGAUCGCUAAGCUUGCUGCCGCUUUCUACUCGUCCUCUCUUUCUUUAAUCGCCUCCCUGGUCGACUCGGCUCUGGAUCUAUUGUGUACCUUGAUCGUCUGGAGCACAAACAGACUCGUCCAAUGGCGUCUCAAAGCACUCCGCAAGCGUUUCCCCGUCGGACGCCGUCGUCUCGAACCCCUCGGUAUCCUCGUCUUCUCCAUCAUCAUGGUCAUCUCCUUCCUCCAAAUCCUGAAAGAGUCGGUCGAAAAGCUCAUGCCUGAUGCUCCUCACGAAGCAAAGGAACUCCCUGCCAUCGCUAUCGGCGCCAUGCUGGGUACUGUCAUCGUCAAGGGUAUCAUCGGUCUAGGCUGCCUGCCCAUCAAGACAACACAAGUCCAAGCUCUGGCCCAGGACUGCAAGACCGACGUCGUCUUCAACACGCUCUCUCUUCUCUUCCCAUUCAUCGGUUACAAGGCGAACGUGUGGUGGCUGGACCCCGCAGGCGCCGGUGUGCUCUCCCUCUUCAUCAUCUACGACUGGGCAGGCACCUGUUUCGAAAACGUCACUAGACUCUCUGGCCAGGCCGCCGACGAGCAGUUGCAGAAGAAGUUGCUGUAUCUCUGUUACCGUUUCUCACCUGUUGUCGAUGGCUUCAAGAGCAUUACUAGUUACCAUGCUGGCGAUGGCAUCUGGGUUGAAAUCGACAUCUUGCUCAGCGACCAGGCCAAGUUGCACAGCACCCACGAUAUUGCAGAGACUAUCCAGUACACUUGCGAGGGUCUGACAGAAGUUGAUCGUUGCUUCGUUACUUGCGACUACACUUCUACUGGCCCUAGUGGUCAUGCUGCCGACUCCGAGAGAGUAUAA